Molecule: messenger RNA, 1787 nt
Organism: Cydia splendana
Lineage: Eukaryota; Metazoa; Arthropoda; Insecta; Lepidoptera; Tortricidae
Exons: 5
Coding region: 171-1787 (538 amino acids)
Molecular function (GO): zinc ion binding; nucleic acid binding
Source: RefSeq, a predicted model, not a curated record
GUUAUGUAUGCACGUUUGCGUCUGUGUGUGUGGCUGCGCCCACCUUAACCGUUACCGUUAGCUACACAAUAAACUAGUGCGAAUAGAGCAGCCCGUGGUUUCACUCGUGUCCUCGUACUCAUCACUGGCGACGAAUCGGUUAAAUUCCACGUGUUUCGCGAUAAAAUAAAAUGUCUAGUGCUAAUUUCGGUGUGUUGGAUACCUUUGAUCAUAACGUUCAAAGUUGGAACAGCUACAAAGGCCGAUUACAGCAGUAUUUUAUCGCAAAUGAUAUAGAUAAUGCGAAAGAUGCGACGGGAAUAAAAAGACGGGCCAUAUUGCUAACAGCACUCAAGGAAGAAACGUACAAGCUUGCAGCUGAUUUGGUCCUGCCAAAGCAACUGGACAGCGUGCCUUAUGAAGAUAUUAUAAAACUUCUGGACAACCAUUUCACACCUAAGCGGGUUGGAUUCGGCGAACGCCACAAAUUCUACGCCGCGGUGCAGCAGGCCGGCGAGACUCAUACACAAUGGGCCGCUCGGCUGCGAGGACUCACCGCUUAUUGUAGUUUCAACAACGUGGAAGAGGCAUUACGCGAUCGGUUUAUCAUGGGUUUGCUUCCAGGCCUUGAAAAGGAAAAAUUGUAUGCGCAAAACAUCUCCGUGCUGACGCUAGCGAAAGCGGUCGAGCUCGCCGAAAACAUUCGCUGUGCGCGUGCCGGGGCCACCGCAGCUGGUAUUACGCCUUCUUCGAGCGACGUUUACAAAAUCGCGUCCAAUAAACAGCAAAAUAAGUCUGACGAGAAAGUGAAGUGUUCAAAAUGCGGCUAUACUAAUCAUAAAGUGUCGGAGUGUCGGUUCACUAAUUACGUAUGCAAAAAGUGCAAAGUGAAGGGUCAUUUAGGUAGAAUGUGCCCUAGUGUUAAAUAUUUGGAUAUUAAUUACGAUGGCGAGGACGACGACGGUAAGUUGUACAAUAUUCGUUCUCACAAGGGGAAACCCAUGGUCGAAACGGUUUCUAUUCUGGGCAAAGACAUUCAAUUUGAAGUGGAUACCGGGGCUGCUGUUUCCGUGAUAUCUCCAAGUUUUUAUAAAACGCAUUUCAAUAGCAUUCCAUUUAGUGCUCCGGCAAUUUUCCAACGCGCAAUGGACGAACUGCUGGCCGGCAUGGAGGGCGUGCUGUGCCUGCUGGACGACGUGCUGGUCACGGGUCGAGACGACCAGGAACAUGUGGCCAGUGCGUCCAGCAUUUUGAGUCCCCUGUAUGACCUGCUAAAGAAGGGAGUCAAAUGGACUUGGACCACUAUUCACGAAGAGGCUUUUAAUAAGAUAAAAACCUGCCUCGCGUCCGACCAAGUGCUAGCGCAUUACAAUCCUGAAGCCCAUGCAGACAAUAGCGCGGAUUACUUGUCUCGGGCUUGCGCGCCAGAAGGUGAGGGGCAGGGGAGCGCGGGGGCAGCAAACUCGUGCUGCGAGCCCGGCGCCGCCGCCGCCGCGGACACUAGCGAGCGCGCAGCAUAUAUUGCUAACAGUUCUUUCAACAAAUAUCAACUAGAGGGCGCAAACCUCAAAAUCAUGGAUCAGGUGUUAAGUGCAGUCAACGAGAUCAAAAAUCAACUGAAGGAAACUGAAAACAGGCUUGCAACAAAAAUAGACAGCGUAGACCAAAAUCUUCUAAGCAUUCAAUCGGAGCUCGACGCGCUUAAAAUUAAUCAAGAAUUACAAGAAGAACGUGUGGACCAGCUGGAGAGAGACAUUAGGAAACGAAACCUGGUCAUUUUUGGAGUUACAGAAACGGAAAAGUCUUAG